Plectropomus leopardus (leopard coralgrouper) is the source of this 1075-nucleotide messenger RNA. Its product is annotated as inositol monophosphatase 1-like. The record is from RefSeq and is a predicted model, not a curated record. Gene Ontology annotation, biological process: inositol metabolic process; phosphatidylinositol phosphate biosynthetic process; signal transduction. Gene Ontology annotation, molecular function: inositol monophosphate 1-phosphatase activity. NCBI's taxonomy places the organism in Eukaryota, Metazoa, Chordata, Actinopteri, Perciformes, Serranidae.
GUUGCUUCAUCUCUCCAAUGAGGGAACUUAAAGCUUAAAGUUUUGUAACAGAACGUACACUGGUACUUAGGACCCACCUUUCACAGUCUGCCUGCCUGACUUCACAAGUCUCUUCAAUAAACCCUCAGUACAAACAAAAUGGCAGACCCAUGGCGGGUUGCAUACGAAUUUGCUGUUCAAGUAGCAAGAGCGGCUGGAGCGGUAAUUAGGAAAGCCACAGAAGAUGAAAUAAAGGUAUCGACAAAGAGCACCACCGUAGACCUUGUCACUAAGACUGAUGAGAGGGUGGAGAAGAUCAUCAUCGGGUCUCUCAAAGCAGAAUUUGGAGAAAAACACUGUUACAUUGGAGAGGAGUCAGUAGCAGAGGGGAAACCAUGUGUUUUAACUGAUAAACCUACAUGGAUUAUAGACCCUGUGGACGGCACCACAAACUUUGUGCAUGGAUUCCCUUUUGUGGCAGUCUCUAUUGCCUUUGCUGUCGAUAAGAAGCUGGAGUUUGGCGUGAUCUACAGCUGCUUGGAAGACAAGAUGUAUAGAGCAAGGAAGGGGAUGGGAGCUUUCUGUGAUGAUGUGGCAAUUGAGGUGUCGGAUGUAAAAGAUAUCACCAAGUCCAUUAUCAUCUCUGAGCACGGAACUGACAGAAGCAAAGACAAGGUGACCAAGAUCUUCAACACCAUGCAGAAGAUUCUGUGCAUCCCAGUGCAUGGGCUCCGCGGGUCAGGGACAGCUGCCACCAACAUGUGUCUGGUGGCGACAGGGGCCGUGGAGGCCUUCUUUGAGAUUGGGAUCCACUGCUGGGACAUUGCUGCUGGUGCAGUUAUUGUCAAAGAAGCCGGAGGAGUGCUACUGGAUGUCGACGGGGGAGAGUUCGAUUUGAUGUCUCGGAGGAUGGUUUCAGCAAACAACAGGGUUAUUGCUGAGCGGAUCAUCAAGGAAAUUGAAAUAUUCCAAGUGUCGAGGGACGACGAUCCGGUGUCGAAGUAAUGAGAAGAUCCAAAUGUGUUUCAGAACAAGGAAAAGAGGAAAAAUUCACAUCUUUUGAUGUAUGCCGUCAAUAAAGCUAUUGUGGUCACCA